Staurois parvus is the source of this 464-nucleotide messenger RNA. NCBI's taxonomy places the organism in Eukaryota, Metazoa, Chordata, Amphibia, Anura, Ranidae. The record is from the annotation of a GenBank genome assembly.
GGUGCGCUGUGUCCCACAGACACAGCGGAUCACCGAUCAAUGGAAAGAGCCGAAGAUGUCGGCUUGGUCAUGUGAUCAGCUGUGUCCAAUCACAGCUGAUCACAUCAGUGCCACCUGUCAGUGUCCAUCAGUGCCAGCUGUCAGUGCUCAUCCAUACCACCUGCCAGUGCCCAUCAGUGCCACAUUUCAGUUCCUACCAGUGCACAUCAAUGCCACAUAUCAGUGCCCAUUUGAGCUGCCUUUCAGUGUCACCCAUCAGUGCCAGUCAGUGCCACCUAUCAAUGCCAUAUAUGAGUGCUGCCUUUCAGUGCCCAUCAGUGAUGCCUGUCAAUGCCACCUAUCAGUGCUGUCAAUCAGUGCCAGUCAGUGCCGCCUAUCAGCGUGCAUCAGUGCCGCCUUUCAGUGCCUGUCAGUGCUGCCUAUCAGUGCCGAAUAACAGUGCCAGUCAGUGCCACCUAACAGUG